AUGUCGCAACCGUCCAGCUUGUUUACCUCCUAUACCGACGCCGCCAGUACCUACUGGCCGCCCGGUUGGAACUUCCAGCGGUAUGCCCACGCCACGCCCGCGGACGACGCCGCGCUGUCGGACGAGGAGCGCGCUAAGAUGCAGGCUGGCUUCCGCAAAGCGCUCGGCGAGGACGGCGUCAUGGAAAUGGCCCGCGUCGUGUGGCAGGAGCAGCUGCGCCGCAUGAAGCUCGAGAAAGAGUCUUCUUCUGCCGCCACCGCGUCGUCAUCAUCGUCUGCGCAGAAGCAGCAGCAACAGCCUCCAUCACCUCCCCCCGACUGGCUCAAGACUUGGCGCAAACGGGCGGGUGGCGACGGCGGCGGGGCCUGGGGCUUCGUCGCGUUCUGUACUUCUAGUGCCGUCGCCGCUAUGCCGGAGUCGGACGUGGCCAAAUUCCACACACGCGUACGGGAGAUGGCGGAGAUCCCGAUCCAGAAGGCGUUGGAGGAGGAAGGCCAGCCGGCCGACGAGAUCGCCGAGGCGCGACGAUCGUUCGAGAUCCGCUGGGUCGAGGUGGACGACGACGACGAAGACGUCAAGGGCGAGGAAGGAAAGGGAGAGGCGGGGACAGGGAAAGACUGGGUUGAGAAGGCGCGCGCCAGUUAUCGUGCCAUGCGCGAGUCUGGCGUCCUCCCGUCGGGUCUCGAUCUGCCUGUCUUCCUCUGUGCAUCACCUGCCGCCGUGGCCUCGGUGCUGCGGACGUCGCCGGCGGAAGCGAAGGAGGCGCACGAUGGGAAGCCACGUUGGCGAUCCGGCGAUGUCCCAUUCCUGCUGGUCGCAGCCGCAGAGACGGAGCAGGGGAUCGUCGAGGACGACGACGACGACGAAGAAGAAGAAGAAGAAGAAGAAGAAACCAAGGUUGGCGGUGGGGAAAGGAGCUGGUUCAAGCCCGUUUUCAAAGCGGCUGCCGAGGUGCUGGUGGACGAGCUCUGGUGGAUCGUCGCGGAGCAGAUGACGUCGCUGGGCCAGAUGACGAGGUUCGUUCGGGGCGCGACGGUGGCUGAGGAGCAUGUCACGACGACGGAAGAAGAGAGGCAAGGGGAGGGAGGAGAGGCGGCUGAUGUUGGUAGUGGACGGGCCGAGGAGCUGGGCCAUGACGACGACGGGCUGGAUGACAUAUGGUGGACAGUUCACAUGCCGCCGCGUCAGAUGAGGAAGAGGCGGAGGGUACGAGCGAGAUCUGGAUAG
Alternaria postmessia is the source of this 1227-nucleotide messenger RNA. RefSeq lists its product as uncharacterized. The coding region runs from base 1 to 1227 and encodes 408 amino acids. Lineage: Eukaryota; Fungi; Ascomycota; Dothideomycetes; Pleosporales; Pleosporaceae. The transcript has a single exon. The record is from RefSeq and is a predicted model, not a curated record.